UGAUAAGUUAAUCGGGUUUUUGAGGCAGUUCUGGUUCUCUCCCUUCGGCUUCGAUGAAAGAAAGGCACUUGUAAAUGGAAAAUUUUCGCAUUAGAAUUAAAAAAAUAACUAAUUUCUUCAAAAUAUCCCAGCUCUACUAAAUAUGGACGUCGUAGCCUUCGGAAUCAUAGUCGCCAUUAUCAUUCUCUUCUUUCUAUCAGUCUGCUACAUCACCAUCCAAGGCACUUGCAAAAAUCGUUCUUAGUUCACCUCCUAGUUUGACUUCCGUAGCCAAGAUUUCCUUCGGUUCAAGCACUCUUUUUUCCCCUCGGAAUCCAGUUGGGUUCUGUAGGGGCGCACUGAUUUCAUGGCACUGAGUAGAAAGCUGAUUCAGCAGGCAUUGCUUACGGUUUUGGUUCUCGGGUUUUGCUUGGAUCUGGGACUUGGGCACGACGGUCAUCAUUCCGGGUCCUGCACAUCGCAGGUCCAUGAUUCCCACGAUCAUCAUCAUAGUCACCCCCAGUGUGGGCAUAGUCAUCACCACCAGCAUCAUCAAGAGGAGAAACUGGUAUCUGGAACUAGGCUUCCGGAGGAAUUAGCGGAGGAGGAGGAUAUGAAACUAUAUGGAUUCGGGUUCGCAUAUGACCACGAGCACGACCAUGACCACCGCGGUCAUCAGCGCAGUGGUGGCUCUGAAAUAUCGGGUUUAGGGCUUUGGCUGAAUGCAUUGGGAUGUUCAUUUUUGGUUAGCAUGGCUUCCCUUAUUUGUCUGAUUAUCUUGCCUCUGAUUUUUGUACAGGGAAAACCAUCAAAGACAGUUGUUGAUUCAUUGGCUUUAUUUGGGGCGGGUGCUAUGUUGGGGGAUGCUUUCCUUCACCAAUUACCUCAUGCUUUUGGUGGUGAGCAUUCCCAUUCACAUGGCAAUCAUGUGGACCAUGACCAUGAUGCUCGUAUCGGACAUCAGCAUUCUCAUUCUUUAGCAGAUCUUUCUACAGGAAUAUCGAUCCUUGCUGGAAUUGUACUCUUUCUUCUUGUAGAGAAGGUGGUUAGGUAUGUUGAAGAAAACUCUCAAGGAGCUAAUUCAUGGACAAAUGGACACCACCACCACCAUCACCACAGCAAAAAGAAAAAAGUGAAAGAUGAUGCGAAAGAUGGUAAAUUGCUUGACGAGGAAAGACAUCCGGAUGUGGUACCACGUGAUUCUUCAAAGGGCAAUGAUGCAACUCAAUCUGGACCCUUGCUUAGAAAGAGGAUCAAUGGCAAAAAGGCUAGCUCUGCGGAUGAUAUGAAAUCCUCGAAUGAGAGGGAAUCAGUUCAAUCAUCAAAUCUUGUGUUCGGUUAUCUCAAUCUUUUCUCUGAUGGUGUUCACAAUUUCACUGAUGGAAUGGCACUAGGAAGUGCAUUCUUGGUCUAUGGAUCUGUGGGGGGCUGGUCGAGGACCCUGUUUCUACUUGCACAUGAGCUUCCACAGGAGAUUGGUGAUUUUGGCAUUCUGAUACGGUCUGGUUUCAGUACAUCAAAAGCUCUGUUCUUUAACUUUCUAUCAGCGCUAGUGGCACUUGUGGGAACUGCUUUGGCUCUGCUUUGGGGGAAAGAUCCUGGACAGUCAUCUCUAAUUGAGGGUUUUACUGCUGGAGGAUUUAUAUAUAUUGCAAUUGCGGGAGUGCUGGCUGAGAUGAACAGCAGUGAGAAAACAACAUUGAGAAGUACGACAAUCCAUAUAAUUUCAUUGACACUGGGCAUGGCCGUUGCCCUUGCUAUUUCCCUUGUAGAAUGAACGGAGGCGUGCUCCCCUAGGAAUCCCAUGUAUAAAACAAAUUGUUCGAAAUAAAACAAAUUGUUCGAAAUCGGUAUAGGACAUGUAUUCUUACUUACAGCGAAGCGGUGGACCCAGAAAGACCUAAAGGGGGAACGGGGGAGAAAGCGAUAGGGAAAGCGGAAUGGUCAGGCUUAAACUCGGAAUGAUUCCUUACUCCCCACUAGAAAGUAAACGUGCACAGUAAAUGCUCUCUUUACAGUCGUUUGUUAGCCAUUUGUUCGAUUGUGUAUGUUGCGGUAUUUUCACCCUUUUCAGCUGUAAUAACAGUCAAGUUGUUUCUUUCUGAAUUCUGAUGGAGAGAGCUGUAAAGCUUUCUUUUGCCUCAAAGGAAAGAGAUGUUAAGAUUGAGUCUUUGAUUGUCAUUGCUCGCUAGGCAUCUAUCUCUAGUGGGGCUGACUGAGGCUGCAAUGGAAUUGGACAAAUGUUGUUUA
Messenger RNA from Neltuma alba, 2229 nucleotides. Its product is annotated as IAA-alanine resistance protein 1. Gene Ontology annotation, molecular function: zinc ion transmembrane transporter activity. Gene Ontology annotation, biological process: intracellular zinc ion homeostasis; zinc ion transmembrane transport. Bases 347 to 1756 code for a protein of 469 amino acids. The transcript is spliced from 11 exons. NCBI's taxonomy places the organism in Eukaryota, Viridiplantae, Streptophyta, Magnoliopsida, Fabales, Fabaceae. The record is from RefSeq and is a predicted model, not a curated record. Gene Ontology annotation, cellular component: membrane.